Acyrthosiphon pisum (pea aphid) is the source of this 1211-nucleotide messenger RNA. RefSeq lists its product as uncharacterized. Bases 791 to 1105 code for a protein of 104 amino acids. The transcript is spliced from 2 exons. The record is from RefSeq and is a predicted model, not a curated record. NCBI's taxonomy places the organism in Eukaryota, Metazoa, Arthropoda, Insecta, Hemiptera, Aphididae.
UAUUUAGAACGAUUAGUUAAUACCUAAGUUAUGUACCUAUUUAAAGGUUGGUUGAGCGUAUGGAGUGCUAAGACUUUAAGUACUUAUAACUAACUAAACAAAUUAAAACGAUAAAAACAUUUAUUAUUCUCAAAAAUGUUGAAUAUUUUAAUGGUUUUAAGUUACGUAAAAAAAUAUUUCCAAUAACAUAAACAUUAUAGUGGCCACAUUGUGACUCGUGCAUUACUAUUGAUCUCAUCAGCGUGCGAUAUAUAUAGAUAUAUUUUUAUAUUUUUUGAGAGUAGCCUCGACUUAAAUCGAUUGUUUAAGGUAUAUAAUAGGUAGAACUUAUAUUGGCUAUUACUCAUGAGAAUCAUUUUUUUUUGUAUUUCAAUGGUGUAAUUUUCUCGAAAUGAUUGAAUUUCACGUUUAAGUCUCUUACUCUCAUCAGCAUUGUCUUUUGACAUCCACACAUGGCAACAGGCUACCUACAAAUCUAACAUAUAGAUAUUGGCUAUAGACACAUCAUACGUAUAUAUAUAUAGACGGAAUGAUCGUUUUCACAAACGGUCACGCGGCGCCGAUCAGCUGAUAGGUAGUGUUUCGUCCGGCGCCGUUUGUAGUGUAUUAUUAUUCAAUACUUAUAAUAGUAUAAAAAUAUAAAAUAUAUUAUAGAUUACAUAAAGCAUCCCUUUCAUCGUGAGGAACUAAUUGUAGACAAUAUAAGAACGAUGAUAAUAAUCGAUAAAAAAAAAUGAAUCAUCUUCCUUUAUGAACAAAUAACGGUAUAAAUAUAUUAUAUAAAAAAUGGAUGUUUGUCUGUCUGUCUAUAUUCAUUUGUUUGUUAGCUAGAGACUCAACAACUACCGGACCGUUCUCAAUAGAUGUUAUAUUCCUUGAGACUUGUAAGGUGUUUAAUGUGUAUUUGUUCAAUCCCUGCAUACCAGUGGUUAAGAAAUCUGUUCACAAAGAUGUAUUCAAACAAAAGUUAAUACAACACGAGGUUGGAAUUAGAAAACGAUUAAUUCAAAGAUGGAUGCAACACAAGCCGACAUGUGACUAUGUGAAAAUAAAUAGGAAAUAUAUGUCAGCUGUAUAUCUAUCAAAGAUAUACUUCCAACAAUAAUAUUGUUCGGUUAUUGGAUGUUAAUUUCUUUGAUGGUACUUAUGUUUGAACUAGCUUAUCAUUUACUUAUGAACUACAUGAACAAUACAUUUUAAAAAGCAGACAA